Messenger RNA from Venustampulla echinocandica, 630 nucleotides. RefSeq lists its product as uncharacterized. Gene Ontology annotation, molecular function: copper ion transmembrane transporter activity. The record is from RefSeq and is a predicted model, not a curated record. Lineage: Eukaryota; Fungi; Ascomycota; Leotiomycetes; Helotiales; Pleuroascaceae. Gene Ontology annotation, biological process: copper ion transmembrane transport. The coding region runs from base 1 to 630 and encodes 209 amino acids. Gene Ontology annotation, cellular component: membrane. The transcript has 4 exons.
AUGGAUAUGGAUAUGGGUACGAUGUCUAUGACCCCGUCCACGACGGCGGUUGGUGCGGCCCAAACCACAACCUCCAGCUUGAUGGCUUCCAGCACUGCCAUGUCUGGCAUGGACAUGGCGGACAGCUGCAAAAUCUCUUCGACUCUUGUCCGUUUCAUCUCGCGCACAUGGCACAUCAAAUCAAAAGGGAUGUUCGCCGGCGCCUGCAUCGGUGUCAUUCUCCUCGUCAUGUCCCUCGAAUUCCUACGCCGUCUCUCCAAGGAAUACGACCGCUACAUCCUCCGAAAAUUCCAGAAAGCACAGCCAUAUCUAUCUGUGCCUGGGCUUCCACAUGGCAAGGCUGCUGCUGCUGCUUGCAAAAGCUCCAAUCCUCAGCCUUCCAGUCUCGAGAACUUUACGGCGGUGUCGGUAGUAUCAUUCCGUCCGGGAGUUUUCCAGCAGGCUAUUCGGGCGACGCUUCAUAUGUUGCAGUUUGCUGUGGCUUAUUUUAUAAUGCUGCUGGCAAUGUAUUAUAAUGGGUAUAUCAUUAUUUCUAUUAUAAUCGGGGCGUGGCUUGGUGGGUUUGUAUUUAGCUGGGAAGCUAUCAAUACGAGCGGCCCGCAAGAAGAAGCUACUGUGUGUUGUGGGUGA